AUGGGUAAUUGUUUUCGAACACCAAUGCAAGAUGAUAUAUCAUUGCUGCAUGGUUCAGAAACUGCUGCUGAUUCCAACGGGUCGCCAUCAUAUAUGAAUGUUCCACAGAUCUCACCACCAUGUUCUCAUCCUGCUGACCAAAAUAGGGUCAUGGUUUACCAUCCAAGUCCUAAUGUAACCCGAGCCGCUAGUCAAUUGACAGAAGAAGAACAAAUUAAAAUUGCAAAACGAAUUGGUCUGAUAGAACAUCUACCGUGUGGAAUUUAUGAUGGUAGCACAAAAGCUAAAGAGUGUGUCAUCUGUAUGGGAGAAUUCGUUGUGGGUGACACUUUAAGAUACCUACCAUGUGUACAUAUUUAUCACAAGAACUGUAUUGAUGACUGGCUGAUGAGAUCGUUCACUUGCCCUUCAUGCAUGGAACCCGUCGACUCCGCACUUCUCAUGACAUAUGAAACCAACUGA
Molecule: messenger RNA, 462 nt
Organism: Helobdella robusta
Lineage: Eukaryota; Metazoa; Annelida; Clitellata; Rhynchobdellida; Glossiphoniidae
Exons: 3
Coding region: 1-462 (153 amino acids)
Source: RefSeq, a predicted model, not a curated record